CCCGCCCACUCCCUCCAUUCCUGGGCGCCGGCGGCCAUGCUGCUCCGUCGGAAGCGGCCCUCUCCUUCCGGAGAGGCGGCGGCGGCGAGGGAGGUCUCCGAGGGGGCGGCCUGGCCCUCUCCUGCCCCGGGGCCCCGCCUGGGGUCGGCCUUCUUCGGCCAGCCCUGCAUCUGCCUGGCCCAGGCCCUGCUGGGGAAGGUCCUGGUCCGGAGGCUCCCCGGGGGGCAGGAGCUCCGGGGGCGGAUCGUGGAGACCGAGGCCUACCUGGGCGGCCAGGACAGCGCUUCCCACUCGAGCGGAGGCCGACGGACCCCCAGGAACGCCGCCAUGUUCAUGGCGCCUGGCACGCUCUACGUCUACCAGGUCUACGGCCUCUACUUCUGCCUGAACGUCUCCAGCCAAGGGGAGGGGGCGGCGGUCCUGCUCCGCUCCCUGGAGCCCCUUCAGGGCCUGGAGGCCAUGCGGCAGCAGAGGCACCUCCUUGGCCGGAGGAAGGGUCCGGCCGCCCCCCUCAAGGACUGGCAGCUGUGCAACGGGCCGUCCAAGCUGUGCCAGGCGUUGGCCAUAGACAAGAGCCUGGACCAGGAGGACCUGGCCUGCCACCCGGCCGUCUGGCUGGAGCCUGGCCCCGGAGCGCCCGGCCAGGAGCCCAUGGUCUGCACCAGCCGAAUCGGCAUCAGCGGCGACUGGGCCCAGAAGCCCUUGCGCUUCUACCUCCGGGGGAACAGGUGCGUGAGCGUGGCUGACAGGAGAGCAGAGGAGGCCGCUGACCACCAGACCCCAGGCUGAAACCAGGCACCGGGAGGCACAACACGAAAGGACAGUUGCUGCCAGGGAUCAAGUUCUGGGGCCUGAGGCCUGCCGGGUUUUUUUAAAGGGCUUCCCCAUUUAUGUGAAUAAAUAAAGCUGUUUCCUUUUGCAUGAAA
This is a messenger RNA of Sceloporus undulatus (fence lizard), 926 nucleotides long. It is a transcript of the gene MPG, whose product is annotated as N-methylpurine DNA glycosylase. Gene Ontology annotation, molecular function: DNA binding; alkylbase DNA N-glycosylase activity. The transcript is spliced from 3 exons. Gene Ontology annotation, biological process: base-excision repair. NCBI's taxonomy places the organism in Eukaryota, Metazoa, Chordata, Lepidosauria, Squamata, Phrynosomatidae. The record is from RefSeq and is a predicted model, not a curated record. Bases 37 to 789 code for a protein of 250 amino acids.